UAUAGGUACUCAAGAAGUAAAAGUCUUUGUUCUGGUUCUUCCACUGCGGUUUACUCAUUGCCGAAACGAAGUGGGGGAGCGGAUAGCAGGAAAUAUACUAGCUAUGAAAAAUGUUCUUUUUUUCUAUAUUAAGAGAUAUAAUAAGAGAGCAGGUAUAUUUGUUUAAAACAUCAAAAGAAAAACAAUUGAUUAAGAAGUAUUGAACCAAUAUAAAAGACAUUAGAAUUUUUUUAAAUGUGUUUUUGAGGAUGUAAGAGGAAUUUGGUGUGUUUUUAAUAGCGGAUCACAUUAAGUGUGGCUAAAAAUAGACAGAAAUCCCCAGAUCCGUAUAUCAGAUCAAACCGAAAGUAGAUAUAUGUACAUACGUUAUAGAAUGUGAUAAAGACAUCAUUUGAUUGAAUUGUCCACAUAGAAAUUGACAUUUGGUGAGAGAGUUCAUGUAUAUAUCACGUGUUACUAGAGAUGGUUGAUUCAGAGGACGACCAGUUUCAUCCGGGGUACCGCUCCCUCCCAACAGUUCUUGAUGGAAGUAUUAGUUCAUCCACGUCCAGUUCUGUGGCGCUCAUGUUAGAAAAGAGGCGACAUCAAUCUCAGAUGGGGUUUUCUGGAGUCUGGAAAACAGAGAACGUGCUUGACAAUGAAGAAGAAAGAGAAGAGGAGGAAAUUCAGAAUGAGUUGUCACAAUCGGGAAAUGAAUUUGACUUUGGUUUUGAAAAUGAUAUAAUGAAUUCGCAUUCAAUGACUUGGAGCAAGGAAAAUGAUCAGAUAAAUUUUGUUCAUAGCUCAAACUGGUUGAGCAGAUCUGAAUAUCAUAGUGAAGCAGACGAUACAGAAUUACAAAGACUUGAUCUGAAUAAUUUGUUGCUAAACACGAAUCCAAAACCAGGAAAUAUUUCAAUGGAAACUGAUGGCAUGACACUUCAUAACACGGAAGGUUCAGAGAAAAUUUCUUUGGAUUAUAAAUAUCACAGUUUAGAGGAUAGCAAUGUAGGCUGUGAAAAUCCUUCCGCCUUUCUUAAUUCAGAUAUAGCAGACAACGUUGCGAAUUCCAGAACGAAAACGUUAGAAGUCUCGAUCCAUUAUUCUUCGAACCAUCAGAGCACUAUAAGUGAAGAUAAACAAAGUGUAUGUAUAAACAAUCGGCUGGGCAAUAAAAAAGAAUUUGAAAUCAUCAACAUGUCUGAAGCACCGGACACAGUUGACAGAACAAUGAAGGGCGAUAAACCUGUAGAGAUGCAGGACAAAACAGACGAGAGCAAAACAACUAAUGCAAAACAACACGAAGUUGUCAGUAAAAAGUCGUCGGUGAACAAAUGCAAAGAAGAAACCGAAGAACAAAGAGUUUCUGCUUUUGAGGAAACAAAACAAGAACAAACCAGCGAGAGUAACUGUACAUCUGGCAUCACAAACAGCUGGCAACGCAAUCAGUGUUAUCAAGAUAAUAACACAAACACAAAUCGGUCAAACUAUGGUUCAACUUACAACCAAAACACGCGUUAUCCCAAAAAUAAAACAAGGAAAGCUCCGUAUUAUUAUUCUGCAUGGAAUCCGUUCUCCACCACCUUCUUUACGUAUCAUACCCGGAUUCUGGAGGAGUUUGCUAGGGACAAUGACUUCGAAGUGUUCGAUGUACCCGCCGACGGCAAUUGUAUGUUUUGCUCUGUGGAAGACCAGUUGCGGAUUAACGCCCAAUUCGGCGAAACUGCCAAAUCUCUCAGAGAACGUGCCGUGCGGUAUCUACGUAUGAACCCUAUACAGAAAAACGGGGUCCAUUUUAAGGACUUCCUGUCAAGUAAAGAAACAUGGGAGAGCUACCUGACCCGAAUGGAGAGGAAUUCCACAUGGGGUGACCAUCUGACGCUCCAAGCUCUGAGUGAAGUUACAAGGAAUACCAUUGUAGUGUUAAAUCUUUCUCAGGAGGAUAUUCGUCGAACAGAAAUUGUCCCAAGUGAUCCGGAUAAAUCACAUGCGUCAUUAUUUCUCGGUCAUAUUGGUGAAUACCAUUAUCUUAGUCUGAGGCCCAAAAACUGGGGGAGGAUAUGGCCAGGACUUGCACAACUUUAUAAAGAAAAAAUGAGCAGUCAUCAAAUUCUGAGCAAAUAUAUAGAGUCAAAGCUAGACUUAUUGGAACUUAGAAAAAAAAUAGCGGACUAUGAAAAAGUAGUGACGGAGAACAAAAAAGUCAUAUCUUUCCUAACUAACCAUGGUGAAGUGAACAAAACGGAUUCCAGCGUGGUCGAUCAUGAAGUUGAGGUCAGGGUACCACAUACACCCACAAAGCCCGAGAGCUGGGAGGAGGAAGAAAGUUUCCUAACUGAAAAAUUGGCAAAAGUGCAUAAACUUAGAGAUGAAAUUCCCAAGUGCUUCAAAUACAGAGGGUGGAUUACAAACCAAGAAGAAGAGUCUCUCUAUCGGUUGGCUGCAGAUCCACUGUAUACAGAUCCGGAAUCGGGAGUUCCCACCCCUCAUCUGUCUUUCAUAUUGCAGUGCUGGAUUCAAAGCAGUAUACAACUGCCUGUCCCUCGGGUUCUUGGGAUUACAACUGUCCCGAAAAAUUGCGUGGUCGAGUACGCUGGGAGUGCUUGUGAUGAGAGCAAUGCUGUUAUUGUCACCCAAACAGACGGAAUGUCUACUAACGUCACAACUUCGAGCACUCCGAUGAAGAUUAUAAUUCGGUCAGAUAUUGUUGUUCAGUUUAAAGCAAACGAAGAGAAAAAAGAGAAUGAAAUCUUUGUGGAUGAGAGUCAAACUCAUCCUGGUUAUUGUAGACUUCGGCCGAGCGUCGAAAAUAAUGUUUUUUGGGGAAGCCAACUCUUCUUCCUGGAAAAUAACUGCUUUAUCAGAGAGAGUAAUUUUGCUGAGAUGGGUAUAUUGCGUGAAUACCAAGGUUUUCAAAGUCAUGAAUGGAUUCCGUCGAAAACUGACUGGGUGUCUCGCGCUCGCCCAUCCGGGUGGCCGUCUGAAGAACUGAAAGAAAAAAUACAGAAAGCAGGUGUACUCUUUGUACAGCGUUCUCAUGCAUCAAGCCAACUGCAAUCUGUUGAGUGGCAAAUGAUUUUUUCGAGAGCUGAAAAAGAAAUAUUUCUGAGCGUUUUGUCUUCUAAUCAGAAGAACUGCUACAACAUCUUUAAAGUACUGGUUGAUCAUCAAACGUCGUUAUGCCAGGCAUAUCUCGCUCCGACACAUCUAAAGGCGGUGUUUCUUCGCGCUAUGGAGGUCAUUCCUUUAAACAGCUGGGACAAGAACGUGGGAGGAUGUGUUCUUUAUCUGAUACAUAUGCUGUCUCGUUUCCUAGAGAGCGAAACUAUCCCACAUUAUUUCAUAUCCGAGAAUAACAUUAUUGACCACAUUCCCUCAAAAGCAAUCCAGGAAUUGAAACUACAAGUGAAUGCGAUAAAACACUUUCCUAUCGAAGUCAUACAGUUUGGUAUCGAGAGACAUAAGCUCUGCGAUAGCUUUCUUGCAAACGUUAUUGCAGAUAUUGAUAGAUAUAAUACAACUCAAGGUAUAUCUUGGACAGUCCAACACAUUUUUGUUUAUACUUUAAAUAGGUGGGCCAAAUCUGAUGGUGAAGUUUUUAACUUCAACAAAGCUUUCGACAAAAUUCUCAAAGCAUAUGGAAUUUAUCAGGAUAUGCUUGCAAUCACCAACGACACAGACGGUCAAACAUUUGAGGAAUUCGCGUUGUCGGCCCUGGACAUUUGGUCAGAAGUGAAAAGAUUUAAAAUGAUUAAGAUGAUCGAAGAAAAAUGCAACACAAAGUUGAGUACAGAAAGCCAAUCAGAAAGCCCUGUUUAUGUUAAAAGUCUUUUAGGAAACGAAAUUGAAUCAGACUUUUGCGAUAUGCCGAUUCCCACAUAUGCUGUUGGGAACAAAGGAGACCAAGCUAAAUUGUUGGAAGAAAUCGCAGUAGUUAGCUAUUUCUUGAAGAACAACGAGGAGGCCUUAGCUUUCAUUAAAGAAUCUAUUUUAUUACUCAAGAAGGCUUUGUUAGAAGACAUUUUGGAUGUGAGUGAAGUGGAGGAUGUUGUCCUUAAAAGGGAGAUAGGCCAGAAAAAUGUUAAACUUACGACGAAAUGGAACAAUCAACUUGCAUCGUGUUACGAAAAACUAAGUACUUGCUGUGUGGUCGCACAGAGGCAGGACGUGAUGCUAGAGUAUAUGCCUGAAAUAGAGUCGCUGGCAGAGCGUCUUCCAAGUAUGGUGGAUUUUGUCGACAAAACAUGGAAUAUUCUUGGUCAAGCAGAAAAAGGGAAGCAAUUCAAGAAAGAACACAGUGGAUUCCAGAAAAAUUACUGGAAUCAAAACGAUUACAAUGAAUUAGAUUAAAAUUCUGAAAUCUUUAAAACGGAAACACAAGAUAUUUUUAACGCAUCGUGGGUGCUAAAGUUUGCUACAGGAAGAAGAAUGCAUCGAUGGAUCCUGUUAUUACAUUUAGUUCCUAAUACACUUUAAGGAGAUUUUCAAAUAAAUUUUAACGGUUCAUUCCUGACUUUCUUUCCUGUUAAAAAUAGAAAUAUUGGGUGUAAAAGAAAAGUGGAAGAUGUUCAUUAAGACAUCUUUCUUUACUGGUGAUUUUAAAGCAAACUGAUAUAAUGAUUGAGCUUUUGUAGAUAAAAAUUGUAUGUAUUUAAGACUUGUAAUUUUUAUUAAACUAUUUUUCUUUGU
Messenger RNA from Magallana angulata, 4668 nucleotides. RefSeq lists its product as uncharacterized. The record is from RefSeq and is a predicted model, not a curated record. NCBI's taxonomy places the organism in Eukaryota, Metazoa, Mollusca, Bivalvia, Ostreida, Ostreidae. The coding region runs from base 463 to 4329 and encodes 1288 amino acids. The transcript is spliced from 7 exons.